Messenger RNA from Penicillium chermesinum, 759 nucleotides. Its product is annotated as class I SAM-dependent methyltransferase. NCBI's taxonomy places the organism in Eukaryota, Fungi, Ascomycota, Eurotiomycetes, Eurotiales, Aspergillaceae. The transcript has 3 exons. The coding region runs from base 1 to 759 and encodes 252 amino acids. The record is from RefSeq and is a predicted model, not a curated record.
AUGACGUUCACAGAGGCCAAUAGGACGUACUUUGACAAACAGGCUUCCAUGUACGACGAUCGGUUUGCGGGUGUAAUUCAAACACUCUCCGAGCAGACUAUUCAACGCCGUCACUGGAUCAGCGACCGAUGGACAGAUACUGCUGCUGGGCAGGGCCAGGAGAUCCGCGCGCUGGAUUACGCAGCUGGCCCAGGCUAUAUUUCUAUGACCCUCGCGCCAUACUUGUCGAAGGUCAUCGGGAUUGACCUCUCCCCGAAUAUGGUGGCUAGAUACAACUCCAAUGCGCAUGCUGCUGGGCUCUCGUCCAAAAUGAUAGGUUACCAAGCUGAUCUGAUUAGCGAGCCGCCAUCCACUGAUUCCGCAGCCUGGAAGGAUGUGGAUUUGCUCAUUAUCAGCAUGGCCCUUCAUCACUUUGAAUUUCCCGGUCAAGCCUUGCAGAAACUUGGGCAACGGGUGAAGCAGGGCGGCGUCUGCUUUAUCAUUGAUAUCAUGGGUCAUUCAAGCCCUCAGCACCACCAUCACGGUCCGCACGGUGAAGACCAAGGCAGCCGUAAACCCGAAAGUCCCUUUAAGGAGUUUAAAGAGGCGUCUGCCACGAUCCAAACACACGGGUUUGUGCAAGAGGACAUGGCAAAACUCUUCCGUGAGGCCGGUUUCGAAAGCCCAGAAUAUCUGGCUUUGGAGAAGCCCCUCGAGUUUACGAUGGACGGGCAAACCGUAUCGAUGACAGCCUUCAUGGCCAAAGCCAAACGUGCAUGA